This is a messenger RNA of Medicago truncatula (barrel medic), 1680 nucleotides long. RefSeq names its product WAT1-related protein At4g19185. The record is from RefSeq and is a predicted model, not a curated record. NCBI's taxonomy places the organism in Eukaryota, Viridiplantae, Streptophyta, Magnoliopsida, Fabales, Fabaceae. Gene Ontology annotation, molecular function: transmembrane transporter activity. The transcript has 7 exons. Bases 339 to 1484 code for a protein of 381 amino acids. Gene Ontology annotation, cellular component: membrane.
UGAAGGAGCCGAGCCGGCACGGCAAGAAGAAGACAAUAGACAUUAGCGUAGACUAACUCUAACAAAAAAAAUUGGCCUAACUUCAUUCAUUUCAUUUCUGUCAGAAACAAAGCAUCAUUGGAUCUUGUCUUGUCUAAACCCACCACCAACACCAAACUUGUUUGUUACAAAACCCAACAGACCAAUAACAAACUUCGAUCUUCUUCUUCUUCACUUACUCGUGCACUCAUUCAAUUCUCGUGCGCGAGUGAUGAAUGAUGCAAUAGAAUCGACGAGGAUCGUGUGAAUUCUUUGUUAUUAUCAAAUCAAUUGAAUAUUGAUCUAAGAAUCGAAGAAUAAUGGGACUUGGUGGUGAUAUAUGGAAAGCACACUCAGCGAUGGCAGUUGUGCAAUUAUUCACAGGAGGUUAUCAUGUUAUCACCAAAUUGGCUCUUAAUGUUGGUGUUAAUCAAAUCGUUUUUUGUGUUUUUCGUGAUCUUCUUGCUCUCUCUAUUCUUGCUCCCAUCGCUUUUUUCCGUGAAAGACGUACAAGGCCACCCCUAACCAAGAGCUUAGUGACAUCAUUUUUCUUUCUCGGAUUAACUGGGAUAUUUGGAAAUCAUCUUUUGUUUCUUAUUGGUUUGAGCUAUACUAAUCCAACUUAUGCUGCUGCAAUUCAGCCAGCUACUCCCGUCUUUACAUUCUUGUUGGCUAUAAUGAUGGGUACAGAAAGAGUGAACUUGCUAAGAUAUGAAGGUCUGGCCAAGGUUGGAGGAAUUUUGGUAUGUGUUCUGGGUGCCUUGGUGAUGGUUUUGUACCGUGGUCCGGCACUGGUAGGAUAUUCAGAAAUGGACCUUAUAUCACACAGUGAAAUAACUGCAAGAGGUCAACCAGAGCCAUCUGGAUGGUUAGUUAGUGGUUUAAUGAAUCUUGGAUUAGACCAUUUUCAUGUUGGGGUUCUGUGCUUAAUAGGAAACUGCAUGUGCAUGGCUACUUUUCUAUCCAUUCAGGCUCCAAUAUUAAAGAAGUAUCCUGCAAACCUAUCUGUCACAGCAUAUUCAUACUUCUUUGGAGCUUUACUGAUGGUAACUACAUCAUACUUCGUGACCGAUGAAUCAACUGAUUGGAGUUUGACACAGUCUGAAACAUUUGCUGUUUUAUAUGCUGGAAUUAUUGCAUCUGCCCUUAACUAUGGAAUCAUCACAUGGAGCAACAAGAUCUUGGGCCCAGCCAUGGUUGCCCUUUAUAAUCCACUUCAACCUGGGGCUGCUGCUCUUCUGUCUAGAAUUUUUAUUGGAAGUCCGAUUUACAUGGGAAGUGUCUUGGGUGGAUCUCUAAUCAUCACUGGUCUGUACGCGGUUACAUGGGCAUCAUAUAGGGAAAGACAGGCAGCUGCCGGAGUUAUUCCUCAUCAUAGCUCUAAAAGGGUCGCUGAAUCACUUCACAAAACUUCAUUUCCUAGAGUUAACAUUUUCUCAGGCUUAUCUACAAAGCCUUCGGAUUGAUGAAAUGAAUUGUGAAAGGCUGUGUAAAAAGUUGUGUCAUAAUUUUUUCUCUCAUUGAUAUCCUAUAUACACAUAUAGCUGGUUAGACGAACUAAAAUUAAGAGAAUUGAAACUCUAAUUUUGUAGGAUAUAUUACAAAUUCGACAAGGUUAUCUGUUACCUGUGAAAAAUACUUCAAAAGAAUUUUGUUUUGAAA